GUGAAUAAAUCAAGUUCCCUUCUUUUAUUCAUACCACUGUAUAAAAAGAGGCAUCAUCAUGGCAGCUUGGGCAUGCGUACUCUUUGUCGGCCUUCUGGCGUUCUGCCAUGGAGUUUCCCAAUGUACAGCUGCCGCAGGCAACCAAGAGCUUGCUCUGGAAUCGUCUCACCAGAUCAUGUCUAUUCCUGUUACUACGGUUGGUACCGCUGUAGAGACCAACAUUGUCGUAUCCGAGCUCUUUCAUAAUCUGUCCGCAUUCGCAACGAUCCACAAGCGAUCCUCUGAUCAAAUUCAAACUACACAGAAUGUCGACCUCUCCAUCGUGACCCAGUCUGGAUCAUCUUCCACCUACCCGACUCUCAGUGUCGAAGACGUUAGUGGACCUGACCCUUCUUUCAGCACUUCAUUCACCUACCGUCCUAUUGCAACUCAGGUAGCUGAAGGAGUUCUCCAGGGUUAUGGAGAUACCUUUGGCCAAAAAAGUGGACCCCAAAAGGAGUGCCCUUUGGAUGGACCGAGCUCCGAAUGUUUGCAGUUGCGGUCACAGGAAGGGGGGUUAUCUCGGCGAGAUGACGAUAACGACGGUUAUGGCUUCGGAUACGGCUCUAGUACGACCCCUGUUGAAAACGGCGGGUAUGGCAACCCUCCUCAGCCUACGAUCUUGCCUCCAGGAGCAUAUGGAAACCAGCAGACCCCUGAAAUUAACAAAUUAACUGUUGUGGAGGUACCGGACCCCGAUCCUCAAACUGCAACCGUGUCUCUCGAAUACCGUACCUCGUCUGUCGUCCAAAGCUCGUCCACUACUCCUGGUCCUGUUAUUGUCGUUAUCGUAACUGGCACAGGUGAAUCGGUUUCACAGACGCCAGAACAUAAUGUCACACAAACUGUCACGACGUCUGACCCGAUGAUGGACCCUUCUCCGGAAGUAACGCUCCUGGUUCCGUCAACUAGCACCCGAGAUUCCAUCAUUCCAUCAGGAUCAAAGAGUGUCACUAUCAGCACCGAAAGCUAUGUAUACACGACCGUAACUCAGUCAUCAUCAACUUCAUUGUCGCAUGCCGGCUCUAGCACCAACACAAUAUACACGGUAACGGGACGUCCUACCCCAAGACCAGUUGAUACCAAUGGCGCUAUUUCCAGUCCAAAGCCGCAUCGAUACUACCUAGUCAUUGCAGCUAUUGUUGUCAUAUGUCCGUAUGUAGUAUCUCUGUUUGGCGGGAUCUCUUCGCGAUUAGGACUAAGCAAAGACAACACUCGCCACUGUGCCUCUGAAGAAACUAAAGGAGAUGCCUCUGAGGAUGACAGCAACGGAAACAAAACUACGGCCCGCGAGGAAUCUAAUACUCCGGGUAAAUGUUGCGACGUGGAGCCAUCUCAGUCCGGAUGCUGUCCCCGUUGUCUCUGUUAACUCAGCAAUCUUUAGGCUGGGUUUGAGUAAAACUUCUCGACGCGAAGAUUGUUCUUACUUCUCUGGGCGGAAAAGACAUUGGCAUGAGGUAAUUAUCGAGGCUCAAUUGAGGAAGGUAUAUUAGGAGACGGAGAUUGAUAAGGAAAGACAUAAAAAAUGAGUCAGGAUUUCUUGGGAGCUGAACCACAGAUUGCUGGGCA
Messenger RNA from Daldinia caldariorum, 1608 nucleotides. RefSeq lists its product as uncharacterized. NCBI's taxonomy places the organism in Eukaryota, Fungi, Ascomycota, Sordariomycetes, Xylariales, Hypoxylaceae. The transcript has a single exon. The record is from RefSeq and is a predicted model, not a curated record. The coding region runs from base 59 to 1408 and encodes 449 amino acids.